AGAGAGAGAGAGAGAGGGAGGGGGAGAGAGGGGGAGAGAGAGAGAGAGAGCGAGAGAGAGAGAGAGAGAGAGAGCGCGACAUCCCGCCAGCAGAGGGAUCCAACGUCCACCGCCUCCGAGCCAUGGACCAGCCACAGCAGGUGUGGAGCACCCAGCUGGACCCGGGCCCCGGCGAGGCGGGCCCCAGCGGGGGGGCCCCCGGCGAGGGCGACGGCGACAGCCGUGCCUCGGUGUGCAGCCAGCCCGAGUGCUCCAUCUGCUUCAACACCUACGACAACGUGUUCAAGACCCCCAAGCUGCUGGACUGCACCCACACCUUCUGCCUGGAGUGCCUCUCCCGCCUCAUGGCCGUGACGGGCACCCCUGACCAGGACCAGGGCGCCGGGGGCGGGGCCGACGGGAGCGCCGUCCCCGCCCCCGGGCAGCUCUCGUGCCCCUUCUGCCGCCAGCACACCACGCUGUCGGAGCUGGGGCCCCCGGCGCUGGCCACCAGCAGGGAGGUGCUGUGCAAGCUGCCGCGCCACCAGCAGCAAGAGGAGCCCGUGUGGCUGGAGGGCGAGAAGCUGUGCUACAAGAGCCCGGACCCGGACGCCGGCGGCGCCCAGAGCGCCGGCCGCGCCCCCUCCUCCUCCUUCUGCAUCUGCAUCGACAUCGGCGCCAACAAGGCGGCCGAGGCGGCGGCGGCGCCGGGCCAGCGGCGCCGGAGCCCGGGGGUGUUCGAGCGCCUGACCGACUGGAAGCGGCUGCUGGUGUUCGUGCUGCUGACGCUGGUGCUGGUGGUGGUGGUGCUGUGGCCGCUUCAGUGCAUCCUCACCACCGGCAACAUGCACUGUAAGACCAUCAAGCCCGUUGACGGCAACACCCCCAGCCCCACCACCACCCCAGCCCUGGCCCUCAGCUCCUUCGGCUACACGACCGCCGCGUCCGACCGCUGAGUCACCGGGGGUCGGGGGUCGGACGACCGGCGAGGGCUCUCGGCGCGGUGAGAAGCGACGCACGUUCAGUGCAACGGAUGUGGCCAUGAUUCAUCUCAAUGGAGGCCCAUCGAGUGAUGUCACCAUGGGAAGGUAGGACAGGGACACAGGGAGGGAGAGCCACAUGGGACAGAGUGUCAGAACGCAGUGCUGGAUCACACACGCUGGGCGGAAAAAUAAUGUAUUUAUGUGCCAGGUACCUGCACUUUAAUUCACUGUGAAUGGAUGGACGAAUGGCGAAUGUUUUUCUCUCUACCACACGUGGAGCCUAUUUCUAUGUGACAGGUCACAGACAGAACCGGAGCAGACUGAACUACCAUCUUGUCAGAGACAGUUUACACAACACCAACUAAAGUUGACCGUUGAUUUCAGAAUUUGAACCACAAACCUAAUGACUGUGUACAAGCCAAAUUUGUAACAAAUGUGAACUAACAAAAGGAAAUUUUUCAGAAUUUCUACAUACUUUUUCCUUCCCAUUUCUAAAACAAAAAAUCAAUCUUGUACUUGGGUGACAAUCGGAAAUUAAAAAGUGUAUAUAUUGUGUAUAUUUGAUUUGUGCUUUUGUAUUUGAUACCUGAAUUGUCAUAAUAAAACAAACCAACAAGUGAGAAAGUAUGAGUACACUUAAAUCACCAACGCCAUCCUAACGAUGUGAUUAUAAUAACAGCGUUAGGAUGACGUUGGUCGUCGCUCUGUCGACUUCAUGGCCGUAGUUUAUGACUUGUCUGCUCUGUGUGUUUUGGCAAGAGGCCAAGCCUUCCUUGAUCCUAAUCAAAGGUUUGUCUUCCCGUCAGAUCCAGUAAAUGGUUUGUGGGGUUUCUCCACUGGUUAAACUGUGACAAAGGGCUGAUAAGGAUAUAAUUACAUUUCCUGAAGAACUGAAAUUCGGGAAGAAGUGUUCAGACAUAAUAAAAAGUCUAUUUCCUCCUA
Messenger RNA from Gadus morhua (Atlantic cod), 1904 nucleotides. It is a transcript of the gene rnf223, whose product is annotated as ring finger protein 223. NCBI's taxonomy places the organism in Eukaryota, Metazoa, Chordata, Actinopteri, Gadiformes, Gadidae. The record is from RefSeq and is a predicted model, not a curated record. Gene Ontology annotation, molecular function: ubiquitin protein ligase activity. Gene Ontology annotation, biological process: protein ubiquitination. Bases 123 to 935 code for a protein of 270 amino acids. The transcript has a single exon.